UUCCGGUGGAGCCGCUUCUCCGCCCUCUCGGCUGUUCCGACCACGUCGUUCAGUUCCAGGCGGAAGCUGUUGGCGACCGCCUGUGCCCAUUGUGACUCGCUCCUUCCCCAGCAAAAGCGACUCCAGACGAGGCCGAUGGAGGAUCCCGACAGCCGGACCGAAGUGGUCCUGCUGGCCUGCGGCUCCUUCAACCCCAUCACCAACAUGCACCUUCGGCUUUUUGAGCUGGCAAGGGAUCACCUGCAAGAGACAGGGAAAUACAAAGUGGUGAAAGGGAUCGUUUCCCCCGUGGGGGACGCCUACCUGAAGAAGAGCCUGAUCAGCGCCCGUCACCGGGUGGCCAUGGCGAGACUCGCGACCGAAAACUCGGACUGGCUGGAAGUGGACGACUGGGAGAGCAGCCAGAGAGAGUGGCAAGAAACCAUCAAAGUCCUCAGAUAUCACCAGCAGAAGCUGAAGCCCUCAGGUCCUGCCAACAGCUUUGAAGAUGCUCACCUUCCAAGCAGAGCAAGCCGAAAGAGGAAGCGGGCAGCGGGGAGCCAGCUCCCCAUUAGAAUGAAUCAACCCAAACGGAAAUGCCUCCCCCAGCUGAAGAUGCUCUGUGGGACAGAUAUUCUGGAGUCCUUUGCAGUGCCCAAUCUUUGGAAGCCGGAAGAUAUCCAGGAAAUCGUCUCCAAGCACGGCUUGGUUUGUGUUACCAGGCUGGGGAACGAGGCCCAGAAAUUUAUCUACGAGUCGGACACGCUGUGGAAGCACAAGCAGAACAUUGACCUGGUGGAGGAAUGGAUCACCAACGACAUCUCGGCCACCAAGAUCCGGCGAGCCCUCCGAAGGGGCCAGAGCAUACGGUACCUGGUGCCCGACUCGGUUCGGUCUUACAUCAAAGAGCAUAAUCUGUACACCGCAGAGACUGAAGACCAGAACGCGGGUGUGGUUUUAGCUCCUCUGCAGAGAUACGCCCAGGAACCCGUCAAAAAUUGAUUGGCACGGGGACGGAGCAGGGAGAGAGCAGGAACAGGGGCCGAUUGGAAAGCAGGCUGCGCCUUUAGCCAGUGUCUGCUCCCCUCCCAAAGGUGGUGGAAUCCCUUUGCAUUCCCCGGGUUGAAUUUUGGAAAGUGGCCAGCUUGCCUGGCCCAAAUAACCAGAAGCUGGGGGUUCCGCUGCCUUUCAAAGCUUUUCGACUUGCAGAACUCAACACACUGAGCUUCUGCAGAUCGAAGGAAGAUGUUAGGGAACGGCAGCAACUCAGCCCUCAGUCUGCUUCCUGGCUCUGUUCUCCAUCGUGGAGAUUCAGGGCUGGUUGAAAGACUGGCAGCUAGGUUGGUGUCCAGUUCCGAUUUCAAACAGAAUUAAGCCUUGCUCCAGUUUUGGAAGGCGGUGACAGACAAGGGCCUCCGAAAGAAAGGGAGUGUGCUAUUAAAUGGGCCAGAUCCUUUCCCUAAAAAAUGAACUCUGAAUAAAGGCCUACAUUUUCAGAGAAAUAGAUUUUUACUCUGAAAAGACCUACCUUGCCUGACUUUCCGAGAAUUGUAAUGCAGUCUCGCGUCCUCGAUCUCUGCUGACUUGAAACAUACUGUUCUGGGUCUGGGGUGAUUCCCCCCUUAAGUGCCUUGUCGAUUAAUGCACUAAAAGUACUUCCUUAGUUGUAAAUAAGAUGAGCCAUCAUGGUUAAACCGUGUGGACAUUUGAAACCAUCUUCGACUGCUAAGGUGAUCUUGGAAUGUAACGUUUUUAAAAUGCUGGGUCUGUCUUUGAAGAUUUUACUUUAGCCGUGCUGGAUGAUUCAUAUACCCUAAAUUAAAAACAAAACAAAACAAAAACCUCCCACACAGAUAACAAGCACUAGGCAAACCUUCAUUGCGACAUACUAGUUUUCUACAAGCAUGGAUUUUUUGAAAUUGUGGUUAGAACAUCCAAUCAUGUAAGCCAGACAUGUCAAACUUGCAACGUAUCGGAGCUUUUUCCCCAUUGCCGACAAUAGGCUGGGCAUGGUUUCCUCAUGACGCGUCCGGCAGUUUGACACUCCUGAUGUAAGCCAAGAUCAUGUUGGUGGGUUUAUUUUGGCCCAUCAAGAAGAUAAAACUUUUUUGCAGCUCAAAGGUGGUCUGUCCUCCAUGGACAAUUGUGGACCACCAAUCUCCAUGAACUGCCAGAUCUGGUUUACCUUCUGUGGUUUCCUAAUGUUAUCUCAUUGUAUAUAUCCCAGGAUUUUUUCAUCCCCUUAAGAUGGGUGGACUUCAACUCCCAGAAUUCCCCAGCCAACAGGGCCAGUUGGGGAAUGUUGAGAGUCAAAGCCCACCCAUCUUAAAGGUGCCAAGUUUGAAAAACACCGCUCCAUUGAGUCAGAACUGUUCACUCAGGAGUGAGAACCAAGCCAUAAAUUUUGCUGCUCAGAUUUCCGAACGAGCUAAUUUUAAAUCUCUUUUUAAAAUUCAGCUGCGUAAGAUGAAUCAAAAAAUACUGGAAAUAGGGGAAAAAAGAGAAAUAAUGGGAAAUAAGGAAAACCCAAACUCUGCAGUGACGAUUGAAGAUUGGCAGGACAUCGACAGUUCCUGUUUAGUGUGGGAGAAAAUACACAUGCUGGAAUAAGAAAUAUCCUUAUGGAAAAUCCGCCUCAUCAAUGUUGUUACUUCUGAUUAUCUUUUUUCUUUACUUAGCUGCUUAUAUGAUGUUUUCCUUUGAAAUGUUUGGCUUGUUUUUUUUUUAUAUUUUAGCUGUUAACGAAAUAAGAGUCCUUUGCGCACAUUGUUUGGAACCGCAGCACUUUGCCUCCCUCCAACACAACCCACCCUUAGAAAUCAUAAUGCUGUUGAGAAAAUGUCUGUGUGUGUAUGUGUAGGUGUAAAUCCUGAACCCAAUAAGAGAAUCGUAAUGUGAAUGAGUCACAAAAUCAAGACACACCCUUCAGUGUAAUGUGGACGGGAAAAAUAAUAAUAAAUGUAGUCAAAUGCAAUCAA
Messenger RNA from Crotalus tigris (Tiger rattlesnake), 2957 nucleotides. Its product is annotated as retinoid-binding protein 7-like. NCBI's taxonomy places the organism in Eukaryota, Metazoa, Chordata, Lepidosauria, Squamata, Viperidae. The record is from RefSeq and is a predicted model, not a curated record. Gene Ontology annotation, cellular component: nucleus; cytosol. The coding region runs from base 136 to 981 and encodes 281 amino acids. The transcript has 5 exons. Gene Ontology annotation, biological process: NAD+ biosynthetic process; fatty acid transport. Gene Ontology annotation, molecular function: nicotinate-nucleotide adenylyltransferase activity; nicotinamide-nucleotide adenylyltransferase activity; fatty acid binding.